Molecule: messenger RNA, 2977 nt
Organism: Leopardus geoffroyi (Geoffroy's cat)
Lineage: Eukaryota; Metazoa; Chordata; Mammalia; Carnivora; Felidae
Gene: PASD1
Product: PAS domain containing repressor 1
Exons: 17
Coding region: 824-2416 (530 amino acids)
Biological process (GO): negative regulation of DNA-templated transcription; regulation of transcription by RNA polymerase II; circadian regulation of gene expression
Cellular component (GO): CLOCK-BMAL transcription complex
Molecular function (GO): DNA-binding transcription factor activity, RNA polymerase II-specific
Source: RefSeq, a predicted model, not a curated record
UUGCAUUUUGGUAGUUAAUUAAAUCAUGCAGUUAAACUAUGCAUGAUAAUUGGGCAUGAAAGAACAAAAUGCAAAUAGAAAAAACUUAGAAAAAAUAGACCUCAUGAAGAAUAUAUUUUCUAGCCACAUAAGAGGAGGAAUCUAUUGAGUAGUCAUCUGAAGGGCCUUUUUAAUGGAACUAGUUUUGCAGUUAAGGUGAGAGAUUUGUUGAGAACUCUUUACGCCUAUGGUACAUACCCUGGCAUUCUCUAGGAAUUCCUGGAGGUCACAGGGCAGAUUUGGGGCUCUCUGAAUACUCAUAUGUUUUUCUCUGCCUGCCAAAACCUCCCCCUUUCUGCUUCAAAUUAGAGCAGUCUCUGGGAAGUGACUUGUCAUCUCUUCUAAUACCCCUUUCCUCAUCUAGCUAUAGGUGCCAGGCACUGGAGAUAUAGUAGCAAACAAAACAAAGUCCCUGCCUUCAUGGAACUGACCUAGAGGGAGGAGACAGAACAAAUACACAACCAUGAAGCCCAUCCUUGGUUUGAGCUAAGUGUGGCAUGUGAUUGUGUGCAACCACGGUACAAGGAGCUGUUUGUGGCCAAGCAGAGGAAUGCCUAGUCUCUGAUACUGGCAGGUCCCCUGUGAGAAAAACCAGAGGUAAAGCAAAACCAGAAGAAGCUCAGGUAGAAGUCUCCCAAAUCCUGCAUGCUGUGUUCCAAAGGGAUGGACAUCUGGAAGCCCUGCCCACCUUUGGUCAUCUGGAUAGACCAUCCACUGUCCAUAAACAACAUCCAUCAGUUUCUUCACUUCUUGUUCUUGGAGUUCUUUGUUACAUCACUGAAUAAUGGAUGAGUCUGAGAGAGAAAAAGAGAAGAGGGAUGUAUCUAAUGUAUCUGAAAAUAAAAAGAAGGACUGGUACAAUUCCUUUUUCAGAGAACUGAAUGCCAUAAUUCAAGCUCAUGGAUAUCCUGUAAAAGGAGACAGAUGUAAAACAUCACAGUGCACUACUGACCCUUCACAGAAGAAGGAAGGCAAAGUCAAUCCGGAAACCUCCAGAGACAUAUCUAAUUGGAUUCCAUCAUUUCAGAGCUAUGAAGACUUCAAGUGUAAGACACUACAAUCAUUAGAUGGCUUUAUGAUAAUACUGAGCCUAGAUGGAGUGAUAAUUUAUGUCGGUGGAAGCAUCACUUGUCUCCUUGGCCAUUUACCAGAUGAGGUUGUGGGUAAACAAUUAUUAACUCUUCUGCCUGAUCAUGAGAAAAGUGAAGUCCACCGAAAGAUUGCUCUCAAACUUCCUUCAUCAAGCUCAGUGGGAAAACAUAUUGACUUUUGCUGUCACAUAAAAAGAGGAAAUGAUAAACGUGGUAGUAACCCUACAUAUGAAUAUGUGAAAUUAAUUCUGACUUUAAAAGAUAUUGCAAAUGAGCCUUUGGUGCUCUUCAGUAGCUUCUUCCCCAGUCCCUCUUUUGCUGAAUCGUGUGGUACAUAUGUUCCUCUGGAGGAUCGGUUUUAUCUGGUCGGGUCCAUUUGUAUCCUCAGGACUCAGAUUCUACGGGACCUUUUCACUGUGGAGGAAGCUGGGGAAGAUAUUCAGCUGAUAAAUGACUCAGAUGAGGAACAUCUAUCUACAGAAUGCAGAAGUGUUCAAGGCCAAAUAAGAGUUUCUAGAAUGGAAUCCCUGUGUGCUGAACCUGCUGCUCCUGCCUCAGAUGAUCAAGUUGAUCUUAUAACAGUCAAGCAGUAUGGACUGCAGGAAUCUGUUCAUGAAAGUGGGAUAGAGUCUGCUACAUGUUAUGACUCCAGCAUAUCUUCCAUGGAAAGCAUACCUGAAUCAUCAGCUACAUCAUCUUUGCAGAGCUUUGAAUUCGAACCUGAGGUGGAACAGGCGGAUGAUAUGGAUGAGGUGCAACAGGUGGACGAGGUGGAAAAGAUGGGUCAGAUUGAUGAGAUGGAAGAGGUGGAACAAGUAGAUAAAGAAGAAGAGGUGGAGCAAGCGGAGGAGGUGGAGGAGGAGGACCAGCUAGACCAGGUGGAGCAGGAGGCCCUCUCAUCCUUCAGUGUGGCUGGUGGCAUCAGUGAUGAGCUAUUAGAACCACUACCGUCAAUUGCAUUGUACAUCAACAAACGGGAGCUGGGGCUGAUGAGGAAGUUUAGGGAGCAGCUGGAAGAAAAGACUCGGAUGCUGCAGGCUGAGAUCAAAAGCCUGCAAGACACACUGGAAAUGAUGAAGGAGCAGCUUCGGAGAAUAGAGGAUUCUGGCUUUCAGAUCAGAGGCCAGUUCCAUGUGCUGGCUACUGAAGUAGGAAGCCAGGGAUCUCCAGAUUCAGAGGCUUUCCAGGACCAUGAUGAAUUACCACCAGGCCAAAUCAACGAUUUCAUGUCUGCAGAACAGUCCAGCUUGGAUGAACACCAGUGGGAUUUUCAUACUGAACCUUGAGAGAAGAGGGACAGACAGGCCAAUGAGGCCUGCAUGGCCAGGGGAACUCCAAGGCUUACAGAAUCCCCUGGAGUAGGGGUUGAAGAAUGGGGUGGGUACUUUCUUUUUUUUCUUGAUAAGUUCUGUUUGGGAUUGUUGAGCACAACCUGUUUCUUGGAAGUUGUGUUUCAGCGGCAGCCUGUGAUCCCUAGUGUGCUAAUAUGUGACAGUAGCCAGGCCACAGCAGGAGACCACUGUCCCCACCUACCCUGCUUGACCUUUCACACACCUAUUCUACCAUGGGCAGGCAUGUUACAGAGGCUGCAAGUUAGAAUACCUUUUUUUCUGCCAAGAAACAUUUUCCAGAAUUGUUUUCAAUCUAGUAAGAAGCUGUUCUGUCUUAAGCCACAAGCCACAGCCUUGGCCUUGAUGACCAGGCCCUGCAUCUCCUCCACGGUCAUGUUUGGGAAACCCAAGGGAAUGGCAUUCCAACUGUGGGAAGCUGCAAUCAGAUUAACACAGGCGCUUUGUACUGAAAUAAUCACAGUCCCAAUACUUAAUAAAAAUUGUCUUUCGUUGCAA